Messenger RNA from Rodentolepis nana, 744 nucleotides. NCBI's taxonomy places the organism in Eukaryota, Metazoa, Platyhelminthes, Cestoda, Cyclophyllidea, Hymenolepididae. The record is from the annotation of a GenBank genome assembly.
AUGUGCUCCUCUCCAUAUACUUCACCAGGUAAUAUCUUGGAAAUAGUUCUUUUAAUUCCAUUCUCAGAGCAAUUGUUUGAGCACACCAUUUUAUACAUGUCUGUUUCACUGUUUUUCUUAGCAGAUUUCGUUCCCUCAACACCGCGUGAGAUGCAUUCCAUUUUGAAAUCCAUCAUGUCCAUAUCCAUCAUUUCAUCCAAUUCCAUUAACAUCUUGUGAAGUGAAUCGUCUGCUCUCUUCAGUUCCUCCAAACUUGGGAGAUCAGGGGUGACUUUCCUGGAAUCCUGCUUCCGAGUGCUCUUUAUUCCCAAUAGCCGAUACAUUUUCUCUGUGUAUUGGAUCAUUUUCUGUAUUAGGAGACGAUAACGGGGUAGGCGUUGAACUGGAGCCAGAAGAUAGGUUGUGAUAUCAUUAAACUCGCAUGUAGGGUGGGAUUGAAGUUGUCUUAGUUGCUUCCGCAAACUAGCAGGUCCUGUUUUCAUCUUGCUAAGCGUUUGUAUAGAACCGGAGAACUCAGAGAGGUAGCGAGUAUAAAGUUUGAAUAGACUCGAAGUUGACCAAACGGGAGCUCCACAGUAAGAUGAAUUAUGAUUCGUCCCUAACGGCCUACGACCUUCAAUCAUUUCUAGGAGAACAGAGAAUGGAGAAGAGGAAUCUUGGGAGACUUCAUUACAAUUUGAAGAUGAUUUGAUUUCAUUUUCACCGGUUGAUUUACUGCUAAGGUGUCGCCUGUGGGGUCGAUGA